AUGGACCCGUCGUGCCCUACGCAAGGCAAUUCCUCAGCAUGCGCAGGGAAGGUGAUAGCAGAACCUAGUAGGACGCGCCUUCGCGCCAUUCUACCGCGCCCAGGAGCGGGCGGCUGCAGCAAAAAGCGGUCCGUUCCCGAUAGCGGGCUGUCCGGACAGGAGUUCCCGCGGAAGCACCUCGUGACGCCAUCGCCUCAGGUACCGGUGCCACCGGCUGGCCAAGGGAGUGCCGUGCUUGCUCCUCGUACUCCCUCUCCCAUCUCCUCGUUCACCUCGUCGCUGGCUCAAGGCGCCGCGAAACUUCGCGGCAUCCCUCUAGCUUUCGCGAAGGCAACGGCCCCGGCAUUCCAUGAAGAAGCACGCCAGAAACAGGAAUCCACAACGGCGAGUGGGUCCGCGCUUGACUCUCUGUUAGCGGCGCAACCUACACCCCGCGCACCAUUGUCAUCACCUCCCGCUCACAAUUCUGCUCCACUGACCUUCUCCACGACUCCUCCGCCGCCCCUGCUGGCUCCGCGGGCGGGCUACGACCCGUUAGCGUUCGCGCGCGGCAUGCAGGCGCUGCACGGCACGGCGCUGGGCCGCCUCAUGCACACGGCGCCCGACAUCGUCGUCGACGGCAUUCCGCGCCGCCUGCUCGCGCCGUCGCCAGGCAGCACUGCAGCGAAACUCGGGCUGCUAGCGCCCAGCGUGGCGCCAGUGCUGCAGCAGUCCGUUCCCGCGCCUACUAGUGCGAGUCAAGGUGCUGCAGCGGGGCAAGCGCUGCCGUGUGCGCCCACCAGCAGCAGCGCUGGCCCCAAUUGGCCGUUUCAGCCCACCACGGGUGCAGCGGCGCAAGCCGGAAGCUACGCCAGUUGGUCGUCCACUUGCCCGAGCCCUCCGUCGCAGCUCGCUGCCGUAUCGCCUACGACAAGCAGCAGUCCCGUAGCUUGGGCGCCACCCUCAUCGUUGGCCGCGGCGUCGCAGGCUCCCCUGGGCAACAGCGGUGCUGCAGCAGCCGUCACACAAGCUCCCACUGCCGUCGCUUCCGUUUCCACGAUGCAUGCACCGCCCUCAGCCCAGGCGUUCCCGCCAGCGCACGCCUCCGCCGAGUGGCCCGGAAGCACGCCAGCGACGUGCCGUGCCGCGCCGCGCGAGUCGCUCAGCGCGUGCAGCGACGACGGCACAACGGGCAGCCCGCAGGUGUCGCACAUGCUUCCCCCGCUUCUACCUCUGUCGUCGGGGUGCUUAUCGCAACCCGCCAAGGAGCCCUGGCCUCUCGAGCGCAACCAGUCCGUCACCAGCAAACCCGCUACUCAGCUCACCGCCCGCGAUACCUGUACCAGUGGCGCUGCCGCAGCUCCCGCCGGCGCCCCGUAUCUUCCGCCUUCCGCCUCCCCCUCGUCCUUUCCGGAACAAGUUGCGGCCGUCCGACCUUCCCAUGAGACGACGGCGCGCGUGAAUUGCGGCAACGGUGCCCCACAAUCGCCCCUCCACACCUUCCUCACCUUAGCGCCUCCGUCUAAAGGAUUGCCCCUCGCUCUCCCGACGAACCCGUCCUCCGCACAGGCUGCAUCGACGCACGUGGCGAGUGUGGUGGAGGCACAAUCGCUGGCUGAUGAUGACUCGCUUGCUGUAGAGUCCCUGCUGCUAAUCCGUGCUCUCUAA
Molecule: messenger RNA, 1647 nt
Organism: Closterium sp. Yama58-4
Lineage: Eukaryota; Viridiplantae; Streptophyta; Zygnematophyceae; Desmidiales; Closteriaceae
Source: the annotation of a GenBank genome assembly